Cotesia congregata is the source of this 555-nucleotide messenger RNA. The record is from the annotation of a GenBank genome assembly. NCBI's taxonomy places the organism in Eukaryota, Metazoa, Arthropoda, Insecta, Hymenoptera, Braconidae.
AUGGCAAUUAACAUACGCUGUGCAAAUACAAAUGAUCUUCUCAACAUUCAACACUGCAAUCUUCAAUGUCUGCCUGAGAAUUAUCAGAUGAAGUAUUACCUGUAUCACGCAUUAUCUUGGCCACAGUUGAGUUACGUAGCAGAGGAUGAGAAAGGUCGUAUAGUUGGUUACGUACUGGCAAAAAUGGAAGAAGAUUGUGAAGAUAAUCCUCAUGGACAUAUCACAAGCCUCGCUGUUAAAAGAUCCCACCGAAGACUUGGAAUUGCACAGAAGCUAAUGAAUCAAGCUUCAAGGGCAAUGGUUGAGUGUUUUGAAGCUAACUACGUGUCAUUACACGUAAGACGCAGCAAUAGAGCUGCUUUAAAUCUUUACACCAGUAGUCUGCAAUUCGAAGUCUCUGAGAUAGAACCUAAAUAUUAUGCUGAUGGUGAGGACGCCUAUGCAAUGAAACGUGAUCUCAGUAGUUUUCAUCUAGAAAAACAUAUUGCUAAAGAAAACAUGAUUAAAGAAGCUAAUGCAGCACACACUCAUACACAACGGUGCUGUGAACAUUAA